Molecule: messenger RNA, 1036 nt
Organism: Prosopis cineraria
Lineage: Eukaryota; Viridiplantae; Streptophyta; Magnoliopsida; Fabales; Fabaceae
Product: histone H1-like
Exons: 2
Coding region: 84-662 (192 amino acids)
Biological process (GO): chromosome condensation; nucleosome assembly; negative regulation of DNA recombination
Cellular component (GO): nucleosome; nucleus
Molecular function (GO): structural constituent of chromatin; nucleosomal DNA binding; double-stranded DNA binding
Source: RefSeq, a predicted model, not a curated record
CCCAUUCUUCCCGAAACGUCCUUCCCCUGUGACGUCAGACCAACUUUUCAGUUAUCUUCCAUUUUUUGCGCUCAUCCUCCAACAUGGCCAAAGCCAAUGCUAAGGAGAAAUUCACCUCCGCCGUUCACCACCCUCCCUAUUUCCAUAUGAUCGCGGACGCCAUUUCUACAUUGAACGACCGCACGGGUUCCAGUCAGCAAGCAAUCACCAAGUUCAUCGAGGACAAACACAGUCCACUGCUGCCCCCAAAUUUCAGGACCCUGCUCUCUGUUCAACUCAAGAAGUUUGUCAAAUCGGAGAGGCUGUUCAAGGUGAAGAAUUCCUUCAAGAUCUCCUCCUCGGAGAAAACCAAGACUGCCAAACCAAGCAAGAAGGGUGCGACGCCUGCGCAGAAGGCUGCCAAGAAGAUCGCAGAGAAGGGGCUGAAGACCAAGAGGCUGAGUCACGCCAAGACGCCGGAGGCUCUCAAGAAGGCCCACAGGGAUGCUAAGAAGAAGUCGAUGGUCUCGUCGGCUGGGAAAGACGGGAAAGUGAAGCGUCUAAGUCAGGUUAAGACUCCCGAAGCAAUGAAGAAGAAGAAGACCAAAGUUACCCCUCUGAAGGGGAAGACUGCUUCCAUACCCAUCAAACCUUCUAGACCUGCGAAGAAGGUUAGGAAAUAGGUCGGUUCAGUAACUUCAGCCCCACUACUGAUUUUCAAAUGCCUAGUGUGCUAAUUAAAUAUCCUGCAACGCUGUUGUGCUCUAGAUUUUCUUUGAUUUGGUUCCCUGUAGUAGUAUAUAUAUCGAUGCUAUUAGAUAUAGUGUAAUGUCAUUGUGUGCGGGUCGAUUGUUGGCUAGUGACGACCACAGAUUCAUAGUAGUUGUAUCUAAUUCAUUGCUUGUCCCGUUGUGACAUUUUCCAGUCUGUUAAUUUAACUAGAUAGUUCGCCCGCGAGUCUGAUCUGUGUUUCCGAUUAAUGGAAUAUGACAAGUAAGAAUUUGAUCGAUCGGACUGUAGUAAACUUAUGUUGAUCUUCGAUGACGUCUUCUAUUUC